Lindgomyces ingoldianus is the source of this 312-nucleotide messenger RNA. RefSeq lists its product as uncharacterized. Gene Ontology annotation, molecular function: protein binding. The record is from RefSeq and is a predicted model, not a curated record. NCBI's taxonomy places the organism in Eukaryota, Fungi, Ascomycota, Dothideomycetes, Pleosporales, Lindgomycetaceae. The transcript has a single exon. The annotation marks the transcript as partial.
AUUGCCGUCCUCGUCGGCCAAGGUGAUGAUCAGCGGAGCUUCGAUGUCCACGAGUCCCUCAUUACUUCUCGAAGCCGCUUCUUUUGUAAUGCGAUGAAUGGGAAAUGGAAGGAAGCCGAGGAACGCACUGUCGCAUUACUUGAGGACGAUCCCAUAGUCUUCGAGCUAUACCUUCAAUGCUUGUAUGCUGGCCACGCCAACCUUGAUGAGGAUAUCGAGAUUGGGGAUCAAUAUGUCCUCUGGGGAAGACUCUUUGUACUAGCCGAAAAGCUGCGUGAUUUGGAGAGUAAGAACAUCAUUGUUGAUGCCCUC